AUGUCGGUGUUGUUUACUUCCAUAUCACCGGAUAACCCGGUGAAGAAAACCGAUGCGCACGAACUUCUGGAAAAAGUGGGCGUCUCAAUUGACCCCAGCGAGGAAGAUGACUUCCAAAUGCUCCUGGCAGCGGUCCACGACUGCGCAGAGACAGUGGCGGAUAUGCCAGAUUACCAACCAAAACCGGACCUAGAUCGAUAUCCACGACAAAAUGUGCGACGUCCAUCGGAAGAAGAGCAGGUGCUGGGACAUGCAUGGGCACACAAGUUCCUGAUCAAGGGGAAUCCAGACGGAGGACCUCUGGCGGGUAAAACCGUCAGCUUGAAAGAUGUGAUUGCAGUUGCUGGAGUGCCACAAUUACAGGGAAGCGAUGUGAUCCCGUCCUGGACUCCAAACACAGACGCGACUGUUGUGACAAGAGUGCUCGAUGCAGGCGCUGACAUUGUCGGGACCUCAACGUGCGAGAACUUUUGUCAUUCUACGUCGUCGUUCACCAGUGUUCAAGGCGCUGUGGAUAACCCGUAUGCUGCUGGGUAUUCUUCUGGUGGGAGUACAUCAGGUGGCGCGGCUUUGGUUGCCGCUGGCUUGGUGGAUAUCACUAUCGGCGGUGACCAAGCAGGGAGUAUCAGAGUACCUUCAGCGUUGAGCGGAUGCGUCGGACUCAAACCUACAUCUGGCUUGGUUCCAUAUAGCGGGAUUGCGAGUGGUGAUGCCAUCGACGACCACGCAGGGCCGCUCGCAAGAACAGUGAUGGAUGUUGCAACCUGCCUGGACACAAUUAGCGGCUAUGAUGGUAUCGAUGAUAGGUCGUUAGGAAGCCCAAAGCACGGCUCGACCACUUAUGCUGCUACUCUUCAGGCAGCACCCACAAAGCUCGAGGGGUUCAAAAUCGGAAUCCUAACCGAGGGAUUCGAGCACAGGAUCGUAAAUCCUGUAGUCAGGUCGACAGUAAUGAGUGCCGCACGCAAAUAUGAAGAACUCGGAGCGACUGUCGAGGAGAUCUCACUUCCUGACCACCUGAACGGACCCGCCGUCUGGACCAUCCAGUCUAGAGUCGCAGGCUCAAUGAACCUUCUUGGACAAGCGCAUGGACGAAGAGGUUUGGGCCUGACAGAACUGGAACGUGAAAGACUCCCCUGGACCAAAGAAAGUUUCCAGCGAGCGUUUCCCACAACCCAGAACGUGAUGAUCAACGGUCUUUAUCUCAUGUCUCGAUUCCCGGAACUUUAUGCCAAAGCAAACAACAUUGGCCGGAAGCUUCGUGACUUGUAUGAAGAGAUUUUUGACACAUACGAUGUGGUAGUCAUGCCUACUACGCCUAUUGUUGCGCCGAAGCAUGGUACGCGUGGUCUUCCUAUGGAGUCGAUUAAGCCCAGUAUGGGACUUACGAUUAACACGGCGGUUUUUAAUCUAACGGGUCAUCCUGCGAUGUCUAUUCCGGUGGGACUUACUCCGGCUGAGGAGGAUGAAAAGGUACGCUUGCCAGUAGGAAUGGAAAUUGUUGGAGGGUUGUGGCAAGAAUCGAAGGUCUUGAGAGCGGGUCAUGCGUGGGAGACUCAUUUCAACUGGAAAGACGACCAAAGGUAA
Messenger RNA from Aspergillus chevalieri, 1587 nucleotides. RefSeq names its product putative amidase. The record is from RefSeq and is a predicted model, not a curated record. Gene Ontology annotation, molecular function: catalytic activity. The transcript has 3 exons. NCBI's taxonomy places the organism in Eukaryota, Fungi, Ascomycota, Eurotiomycetes, Eurotiales, Aspergillaceae. Bases 1 to 1587 code for a protein of 528 amino acids.